This is a messenger RNA of Spirometra erinaceieuropaei, 789 nucleotides long. The record is from the annotation of a GenBank genome assembly. Lineage: Eukaryota; Metazoa; Platyhelminthes; Cestoda; Diphyllobothriidea; Diphyllobothriidae.
AUGUCCUCGGGUCCCGUCGUCCCUAUGGUAUGGGAAGGCUAUCAGGUAAGACGCACUUCCACGUUGCUCUAAUUACGGAAUUUCUUGCAGAAUGCUAGUUUCGUAGUGUUUUACAGUGAAAUUCUGCUUAAUUUCUGCGAGGCCUAACCAAUUAGUUCACGCUGAAGUGAGCAACAGAUGACUCGCGUCUUAUUGGUAAAUAAGCUAGUUUAAGUCGUUGACCGAGUGUGUGAGUGAAGCGUUCUCCAACACGUCCAGCCUUAUGUGCCAUUCCCUCGUUCUUUGUGGGGACCAGCAAUCGCUGUUGCCGGGGUAUAGUUGUAACAGAAUGGACGUCCUCUUACGAGUGGAGAGUUGCUGCUCUCUACAGGCCUAAAAUAUACAUGCAAACUCACUGUCGACUCUGCACCGCCUGCUCUCGAAUGUGGCCAACUAAGGCAUUUUCUAUCUGCAUAUGAUGUCUCACUGAUGUCGGUCGCUUUGCCCUGUGUACCCGUUGCCUCGGCGUUUACGAUAACUUUCAGAGUCAGCAUUAAUUGAGUUCUGAGUUGCGUUUUUUGCUUCCAUUUUAAGGCCGUCAAGCUUGGUCGGAUGCUUCUCGGAGCGACCAAGCCAGAAGAAAGUCUUCCUGGCACUAUUCGCGCGGACUUUGGCCAAUGCAUCGGCCGUAACAUCGUCCACGGAUCUGAUGCCGUUGAAACAGCUAAGCGUGAAAUCAAGAUCUGGUUCAAGGACGAGGAGCUUGUUCCCUACAAGUCGGUGUUCGCCGACUGGCUCCACGAAGUCUAG